Molecule: messenger RNA, 624 nt
Organism: Saccostrea cuccullata (small rock oyster)
Lineage: Eukaryota; Metazoa; Mollusca; Bivalvia; Ostreida; Ostreidae
Exons: 7
Coding region: 1-576 (191 amino acids)
Source: RefSeq, a predicted model, not a curated record
AUGUAUUUCGUUUUAGAACUGCAAAAGAAUUUUUCGAAAGAAAAAAAGAAAAUUGAAGGUUUAAAGUUGGAUAUACAGGAGUUGAAAGAUCAAAUCAAUGCCCGUGAAUUGAAUGAGGUCAUUCCACGUAAGAAUCUUUGGCAACAAUUCAAGGAAAGCAAUAUCAUCGUAAAAGUAGCUGUGGUGGCUAUUCCCAUAUCGGUCAUUGUAGCCAUUUAUAUCAUAAAAAGAUAUUAUUUGUCUAAACAAAGGGUGACUGACGCUGAAUCUGUCAAGGAUAAUGAAAAUGACAAUUUGCUACCUGUGCCAUGGCGUCCUAUUCACAAAACAUUAACAGAAAUUUCGGAGAUAAAAGACGAUCUUAUGCAAAGCAUAUCGGCGGAAUUGAAAAAUCAUGAUUCUACACUCAAUAUUUUACUUCUUGGAGAAACUGGGAGUGGAAAAUCGUCCUUUGUGAAUGCAUGUUUCACAGCUUUGUUACAAGAAGAACAAUAUAUUGCAAGGGCUACAGCUGGAGCAAUGACUAGCGAUAGUGUAACUCUACGGGUAAGUCUUCUGACACAUUUUAUUAAUUAAAUGAUAAUCAAUUAAAGGACUUCUUGAAGGAUGAACUUUUUUCUCUUU